UCCUUGCUGCCAAGAGUCCAGCGGCGAUGGCGGGCAAGCAGCCUGGCUGGAGCCGAGUGGCUCUUCUCCAGCUCCUCCUUAGCAUGAACCUGAUGCUGCUCCAGCACACCCAGGCCCGGAAUCUACGCUUUGUCACCUUGCUCUAUAGACAUGGAGACCGCUCUCCUGUGAAGACUUAUCCCAAGGAUCCCUAUCAGGAAGACGAAUGGCCACAGGGGUUUGGUCAGCUAACUAAGGAGGGGAUGCUCCAGCACUGGGAGCUGGGCCAGGCUCUGCGGCAGCGCUACCAAGGUUUUCUCAACUCUUCUUACCAACGGCAGGAGGUUUACGUGCGCAGCACUGACUUUGACCGCACACUCAUGAGUGCGGAGGCCAACCUGGCUGGGCUCUUUCCUCCACUCGGGAUGCAGCGCUUCAACCCCAAUAUCUCCUGGCAGCCCAUCCCCGUGCACACCGUGCCCAUUGCUGAGGACAGGCUGCUCAAGUUCCCCUUGGGCCCCUGUCCCCGCUAUGAGCAGCUGCAGAACGAGACCCGGCAGACUCCCGAGUACCAGAACCUGAGUCUCCAGAACACCCAAUUUCUGGAGAUGGUGGCCAACGAGACCGGUCUCAUGGACCUGACCCUCGAGACCAUCUGGAAUGUCUAUGACACGCUCUUCUGUGAGCAAACACACGGGCUGGUCCUGCCACCCUGGGCCUCGCCCCAAACCAUGCAGCGUCUGAGUCAGCUCAAGGACUUCAGUUUCCGCUUCCUCUUCGGCAUCUAUGAGCAGACAGAGAAGGCUCGGCUUCAGGGGGGAGUCCUCCUGGCUCAGAUCCGCAAGAACCUGACGCUGAUGGCCACCUCCUCCCAGCUCCCGAAGCUGUUGGCUUACUCCGCACACGAUACCACCCUGGUUGCCUUACACAUGGCCCUGAACAUCUAUAACGGCCGACAGGCUCCCUAUGCCUCCUGCCACAUAUUCGAACUCUACCAGGAAGAUGACGGGAACUUCUCUGUAGAAAUGUACUUCCGGAAUGAGAGUGCCAAGGCCCCGUGGCCGGUGCCACUGCCCGACUGCCCUCACCGCUGCCCGCUGCAGGACUUCCUGCGUCUCACUGAGCCUGUGGUGCCCAAGGACUGGCAGCAAGAGUGCCAGCUGGCAAGUGGACCUACAGACACGGAGGUGAUCGUGGCCUUGGCGGUGUGUGGCUCCAUCCUCUUCCUCCUCAUCGUGCUGCUCCUCACUGUCCUCUUCCGGAUGCAGGCCCAGCCUCCUGGCUACCGAUAUGUGGCAGAUGGGGAAGACCAUGCCUGAAAACCACUCAGCCCUCUUUCCUCGCCUCCUAAGGGAGGUGGGCCAGGCUCACGUCCCUGACCUGGCUGUUUCAUGGCCCAUGGACAGAAGACCCCUAGGAGGGCCUCCCUUUGACUACCUACAUGGAUAAGUGGCACCUGUCAUUCUGCAUCCACCUGCUGGAUGUGCACUAAGUACAGUGUGGCACCUGGCCUUUCUCCAGAUAGGCUUGACCCCUUCAGGCUCUAAAGACUGGCAAGUGUGGACAAGGACUCCCAGGACCUGGGAUCAAGAACAGAAGGGACUGGUGCUUCGUCUGUCUUGUAUUUCCUGUGAGCCCUAUUCCCUUCACUUGCCACCCAGAUUCUGGCAAACAGCUCCGAGGAUACAUAUUUUACUUAGGGCUGAUGUUAAUAGGGAAAAAGUCGCAUGUAUCAGUACAGACAUCCAACAAACUGGAUUAUCCAGCCGCCAGCCAGCUGAGUUCUCUGUACACUGGAGCUUGUUUCAGUUGGACUAGAAGCUUCAGGCAUUGGUUCACCCCCCCUGCAGUCUGGACAGGUGGGGAGGGAAUCUACGUGGGAGGGGCAGCAGGCAGGGGCUGGACCAGAAUAUGGCACAGGAUCAUGAAAUUGCCCUUUCAGCUGGGCUGGGUUCCCCAGUGGAAGGGUGUAGCCAGACAGUUCUAGCCAGAAGGCUGGGCUGCAUCCAGAUAAUGAAAGCUUUGGACUCUU
Suncus etruscus (white-toothed pygmy shrew) is the source of this 2011-nucleotide messenger RNA. RefSeq names its product acid phosphatase 2, lysosomal (gene ACP2). Gene Ontology annotation, cellular component: lysosome. Bases 27 to 1298 code for a protein of 423 amino acids. Lineage: Eukaryota; Metazoa; Chordata; Mammalia; Eulipotyphla; Soricidae. The transcript has 11 exons. The record is from RefSeq and is a predicted model, not a curated record. Gene Ontology annotation, molecular function: acid phosphatase activity. Gene Ontology annotation, biological process: lysosome organization; dephosphorylation.